This is a messenger RNA of Halteromyces radiatus, 964 nucleotides long. RefSeq lists its product as uncharacterized. Gene Ontology annotation, molecular function: oxidoreductase activity. NCBI's taxonomy places the organism in Eukaryota, Fungi, Mucoromycota, Mucoromycetes, Mucorales, Cunninghamellaceae. Bases 33 to 818 code for a protein of 261 amino acids. The record is from RefSeq and is a predicted model, not a curated record. The transcript is spliced from 8 exons.
UUUUUUUUUUAUUCAGUUACAACAAAACCAACAUGGAUAUUCAAAAGUUAUUUAGCGUCAAAGACAAAGUGGUACUUGUUACUGGUGGUAGCCGAGGCAUUGGGGAAAUGAUAUCUACUGGUUUUGUUCAAGCUGGUGCUCGAGUCUACAUCUCUAGCAGAUCAGCCAAGAAUUGUGAUGAGACUGCUGCUCGAUUGACUGCUUUAGGGCCUGGCGUCUGUAUCUCCUUGCCUGCUGAUCUACAAAGCCUGGACGACAUCAAAAAGCUGGUGACUGAACUGUCUAAACGUGAAAAGCAUCUCGAUGUUCUUAUCAACAAUAGUGGGGCUACCUGGGGUGCUCCUAUUGAUAAGUAUCCUGAUGAAGCUUUCCAAAAAGUGGUGAACCUCAAUUUGAACCGAGUGUUUAGUCUCACUCAAGCUUGUUUGCCUUUAUUGCGUGCCAAUGCUUCAACUGAUCAUCCUUCUCGUGUCAUCAAUAUUGGAUCUAUCAAUGGUAUUAAUCCUCCAUCCUUCGAAUCUUAUGCAUAUAGUUCAAGCAAGGCUGCCGUUCAUCAUCUUACUCGACAUUUGGCUGCUCGUUUAGGUCCUGAAGGUAUUCUUGUCAAUGCUAUUGCUCCUGGCGUGUUUGCAACAAAGAUGAUGGCUGGAACUUUGAAGACUAGUGGUGAUAAAAUAUUGGCUGGUAUUCCUACUAGUCGUGUUGGUUCUCCUGAAGAUAUUGCUGGUACUUGUUUAUACUUGUCUUCGCGAGCUGGUCAAUAUACUACUGGAGCAGUAUUCCCUGUAGAUGGCGGUUCUUUGGUUUCCAAAAUCUAAAGUUUGGUAUUUAUUAGUUUACAGUUUUUUUCACUUCGAAUUGGGACAAAAAGUAAAAAUAAUAAAGACGGAUUACAAAUAAAUGGCAGGAAUACCAAAUAAUACAAAUAAAGUUUAAUCAUCAUCAUUAAAAAAAAAAAAAGAAU